AUGGAUCGCGAUCAAGCGCUGCGGCGACUUCAGGUUUACGGUCGCCAUAUCGCACCCGCCUAUUCGACCCCUCCAGAAACCACCAAUAACGAGGCUGCUUACAACGAGUCCCAGCUGAACCUGCAACCCUGCAGUAACAACAGCGAUCGCAGCGGCGCGACCGGCGUGUAUGCUUCAGCCACAGGAAAGCCAUCUAAGUAUGCGUUAAUGCACGGCGAGGUGUCGAGCGCGCCGGUAGUGUGGCAGCCGGGUCGCAUCGAGGGGCCUCCGCUCCAAGACGUUCUUUACGAGACGGCCGUUGGAGAGGGGAUCGCCAAGAUCACGAUCAACCGACCCGAGAGGAGGAACGCUUUCCGGCCGGAAACGGUGAAGGAGCUGAAGCGCGCGUUCGACGCUGCGAGGGACGAUGUGACCGUUGGAGUGAUCAUCUUCACCGGCAAGGGGGACCUGUCAUUCUGCAGCGGCGGAGACCAGGCUGUGAGGGGCAAGCACGGAUACGUCGGGGGCGACCAGGUGCCGCGCCUCAACGUGCUGGACCUGCAGGUGCCUCGACUCAACGUGCUGGACCUGCAGGUUGCAGGGUACGCCAUAGGAGGAGGCCACGUGCUGCAUCUGGUGUGUGACAUCACCAUUGCUGCUGACAACGCUGUGUUCGGUCAGACCGGCCCCAAGGUGAGGGGGGCGCUUGACGUGGGUCAGGGCCUGAAGGUGGGCAGCUUUGAUGCGGGGUGGGCAGCUUCGAUGCAGGUCACCUUCUCUGUUAUCCCUCGCCCCUCCCAGGUGGGCAGCUUCGAUGCGGGGUACGGCAGCUCUAUCAUGUCUCGCCUUGUGGGUCCCAAGAAGGCGAGGGAGAUCUGGUUCCUGGCCAGGCACUACACGGCCACACAGGCACUCGACAUGGGGCUUAUUAAUACCGUUGUGCCGCUGGCGAAAUUGGAGCAGGAGACAGUCAAGUGGUGCCGGGAGAUCCUAAGGAACAGCCCCACGGCGCUGAGGGUGCUCAAGUCGGCAAUCAAUGCAGUGGAUGAUGGCACCGCUGGAUUGCAGGAGCUGGCUGGAAAUGCAACGCUGAUUUUCUACAACACUCCGGAAGCAGUGGAAGGCCGUGAGUCAUACUUGAGCGGGCGUGCACCGGAUUUUUCCAAGUUCCCACGGCUUCCAUAG
Closterium sp. NIES-65 is the source of this 1164-nucleotide messenger RNA. The record is from the annotation of a GenBank genome assembly. Lineage: Eukaryota; Viridiplantae; Streptophyta; Zygnematophyceae; Desmidiales; Closteriaceae.